UCUACAUUUAAUGGUAUCUGCAGCAAGAAUGGAAUCUGAGUCGACGACGUCUGGAAGUGAUGCGAAAUUGGACUCGAGCAGUGCGGACACUGCUCCUUCUGUUGAUAAUACUCCCGAGGUGUUGAACAAGGCACUGUCCGGCCUAUCUUCAAGAUGGAAGAACUGGUGGGUGCGAGGAAUCCUGACCCUGGCUAUGAUCAGUUUCUUCUUCCUUAUCAUCUACCUGGGCCCCAUGGUUCUCAUGAUGAUAGUUCUCUGUGUGCAGAUCAAAUGCUUUCAUGAGAUUAUCCUCAUCGGCUACAACGUCUAUCAUUCCUACCAUCUGCCAUGGUUCCGGACUCUGAGCUGGUAUUUCUUGCUGUGUGCUAACUACUUCUUCUAUGGGGAGACAGUAACAGAUACGUUUUUCGCCCUGGUUCAGAGAGAGGAGCCCUUGCGGAUCUUGAGCAAAUACCAUCGCUUCAUCUCAUUUGCUCUUUACCUGGCAGGAUUCUGCAUGUUUGUCCUGAGCCUGGUGAAGAAACAUUACAGACUGCAGUUCUACAUGUUUGGAUGGACCCAUGUGACCUUGCUGAUUGUAGUUACCCAGUCUCACCUGAUCAUCCACAACCUCUUUGACGGAAUGAUUUGGUUCAUUGUUCCAAUUUCUUGUGUGAUUUGCAAUGAUAUCAUGGCCUACAUGUUUGGAUUCUUCUUUGGUCGAACUCCCCUCAUCAAGUUGUCCCCGAAGAAGACCUGGGAAGGAUUUAUCGGAGGAUUCUUUUCCACCGUUCUGUUUGGUCUUGUGCUCUCCUACGUGAUGUCGGGGUACAAGUACUUUGUCUGUCCAUUUGAGUUCAACAAUGAUGCCAACAGUUUCACCGUGGACUGUGAGCCAUCAGAACUAUUCCAGCUGCAGGAUUACAGCAUCCCCUGUCUGGCCCAGACCAUUUUAGGCUCGGAGAGUAUCCGGCUCUAUCCAUUCCAGAUUCACAGCAUCGCCCUUUCCACCUUCGCUUCUCUCAUCAGCCCCUUUGGAGGAUUCUUUGCCAGCGGCUUCAAGAGAGCAUUCAAAAUCAAGGACUUUGCUGAUACCAUACCGGGUCACGGCGGGAUCAUGGAUCGGUUUGAUUGCCAGUAUCUAAUGGCCACCUUUGUGAAUGUCUACAUUGCCAGCUUUAUCAGGGGCCCGAAUCCGAGCAAAUUGCUGCAGCAGCUGCUGGCUCUCCGCGUUGACCAACAGCUCCAGAUCUUCAAGAGCCUGAAGGCCAACCUGAUCCAGAAAGGUGUCCUGCAGAAUGGAGCGUAGAGCUGACCCGUUCUGGUGCACCAGCCUGAGGAAUGAAUCCAGCCUCUGAACUUGCUCUCAAAACACAGUGUGUGUCCAAUCUCAUAUCCAACCAGCGAUUUUCGUACGUAAUCUUGAGGUUCAGAUUCCUUCCGACACAAAAGCUUCACAUUCUGGUCGAUGCAAUGAUCACGAAAGUACGCACGAGUUUAAUGAUGGAGUCUCAGCCCAUCAGCUGUUCUGCCACUGAUGUGCUGAGCCUGUGAUUAACAGACACACCCACACACACGCACAAAAUGCUUUUUUCAAAAACAAAGAUGCACCAUUGCUGUUUGCAAUGCAAAGCAAGUGAGGAGUUCUGAGGCUGAAUCAGAAACUGUGCAAAAAGGAUGGAUCUGGACUCAAUAGUAUACCAAUCCUAGCCGACUGUGCACCACUUGGGGAAUCUUGUGUUCAAGGUCUCACUGACUUUCCGCGGUUACUUGCUCUUUAGCCAGAAUGUACUCUUAGGGUGGAUUAGAUGUAGAAAUUUGGUGUAACACAGGCUGUGUCAUUUUGAGAAAAAAAAACCCACAUUCAAGUUUUAUGUUUGCAUUUGUAGGGCUUCUCCAGGCAACUGAGAGAGCUUUGAGAAUCGUGCUUUGCACUGGUUGUGUUCCUUUAGAUAGAUGGGAGGCAUGGAGAAACAAGUGGAGGUUGAAAAAGAGAAAGAGAGUGGAGCAGCAGGCACUUGUCAGUAGUGAGGUGUCGGAGUACCUGUUACCUGAGGGUCAGAGUUCCUGGGGUACCAUGUUAUACCCCUCACAUUCUUGAACUUGUUGGAUUGAGCCAAACUUUCUUGUUGACCCAUGGCUAAAACUGCUGUCCGUUUCUUUGGAAAUUUUCACAAACCGCGUAGUCUCAUCAAGAAAAAUAGCUCCACAGAUGGCAGUGUCCUCAGAGAUGAGUAAUGUCAAACAUUACCUUCAUACACAAAGAUCCAUCCUCUGUCCGUCUGAAAAGGAAGGUGUGAUCACGAGCAGUAUUUUGUUGUUAUCUGACCUCAGCACUGACCCACAUGCUGUUGCAAGGAGAAGUCGCUGUGCAGUAGUUUCCAUCACUUCUGUCAAUGAAUCCUUCCCUGGGGAGCUUCCAAGAACAGCCUGGAGGCCAUCCUUCACAUAUAAGCCUAGAUGGUGUCUGAUGCAGAUGGAGCACUUUCCCCCAGCCCAGUGUCCAGACAGCAAUGCUAGAUGGGGGUCAGGACCCCUCAACAAGCUGAAUUCUAACUGGUACAGCACAGCCUACAAUCCGGAUUCCCUGCUCUCUCUGUUUGAAUAAAGUAGACAGGGCAGAAUAGAUUCAGUGAACAAGAAUUGGGAUUUCUGCAUGUGUCACUGAUCAGCUGGUGACUGGGGCAGGUUUGGAAGUUGGCUCACCCUGCUGUUUCCAGCAACCUCCCUUUGCCUUACCCAGAGAAGAUGGUGAAGGGUCCAAGGAGACCGUGAUAGUCGUCUUUCUGUCAAGACCCCAAGUCAUACUCCUACACCUCCUGCUGCCCAACUUCCUGACCCUGACUCCCAAAGCCCGUCAUUUCACCGCAUUCGACCAGCUCAUAGCCAGCCAGAAGCAGUGCCCAGCUGCUGUGUUACCUACUGUAGUGUACAGCAGGUCCGGUCCACUUCUGAGCCCCACCUACCAUGCAUUCUCAGUGUGUACAGCUUCACACGCGAUGCUUAGUGUCUGGUCAGGGGAGACAGCCACGUUUCAAGUAAUUGUUGUACUGACCUUUUCCAGCCUUUGCUCGCUAAUUGCUUUUGGUUUUGAAGUGGUGAAUUUGGUGAAAGACCAGGUGUGCUUGCAGGAGGGUGCUACAUAUUAUUGGCUUCAGCUAUCUUGGAUUAUCAGAGAGCAUGCUGCAGCUUAGACCAGUACUUCAGCAUCAGCGAUCAGGCACUGGUAAAGAGGGGUUAGUUAGCUGGUGGACUGAAGGAAUAGGACAGGUUAAAAGGAGGUCAGAGUUGCUUCGGUCUGGGUGAUGUUGCUCAGUUUCACUCAUGUGAGGGAUAGAAGUGGGGGAAGAUGAUCUUAAUAACAGCUUGGCUCACUGGAGAGUGUUACUGCUGGCAAGUGGAAUAAAUUACAGCAGGUGGGGCCAACAGGAGAGACAUGUUUUGUGAACGGUGGACGAGAGGUCGUUGGUUGAAGACACAGGGCCAACUUGUCUUCAUCUGACUGGAAAGCACUGAUUGAGCUGGUGAAUUUCCCUCAGCAGGAAUUAGCAGCAUUAACUUUGGGAACUGAGAGGCAGACAAGGUCAAAGUACAUUAUGCAAUGAUCUUGAAACCAUUUUCACAAGGCCCCCAAUAUACCUAGUAGCUGCAUGGUUGCCACUUAAUUACUCAGGCUGUGGUAUGCACAGUCGUGGCUUGGUUUUGACAGCACCCCAGAAUGAUGUACCAGUUUAGGGAAGUUUCAACUUUGAUAGGACUGGCUAGUAGUGCUGAUUUUAUCGGAAAAUACAUUUGCUGCCUGACCAGGGAAAGAUUCUCAAUGCCAUUCUGCUCAAGAUGGAAAUUCUGACUGGGAAGAUAAAAGGAUGGUGUUGAUGUCAAAUGGCAGGCUGAGCCAGCUCUCUGCAUAUCUGCUGACUCACACCAGCUCACCGUCUGGUAAACUGCCUGUCUAUUAUUUCAACAUUUUCUGUCAUCAAGGAACAAUCCUCGAGGUGACAGAACCCCCUACCCCCCCCUCAAGGGAAAAGGGAAAUCCUCCCUCAUGGCCAAAUAUGAGAACCAACUCCUGCUUGUACAGGGUCAAGUGUGGGAAGCAAAUGCCCAGGGAAUUUGUUCAUCCACUGGCUGCACUGCACGAAGGAAGGAGAGACUGAACAAGUUCUGAGUUUCGCAGCUUCUCUUGUGUAUAAACUCAAAUCUGGGAUGAAAGUUGUCUCUCUGAAACACAUGGUAGCCAGCGCCAACUGGUUAACUUUGAAACCCUUAUCAGGAGUGAUUGUCCCUCCAUCCCUUUCUCUUGUCUGACUUGUAACUAGCUCCUGCUCAGCCUGCUGUGACUCCAGUCAGCACGGUUUCCGCACUGCGGCACCAAGUAUGUUUAGCAUGGGGUUUUGUUUUCCCCUUGAGACUCUUUGUUUGAACACUGAAAUUUUCUAUAGUUUACUUUUCUGAUUGGUUGAAUGUUUGUUGGUGAAAGUCUGCAGUAAGAAACAGGUUUCUGAAGUUCAACAUUUAGUUUGAGCAUGGAAGCCUGGGAGCCAUUGGAUGCAGAUUGACGGAGGAACCAAUUUUCCAGAAAUUGGUGUGGAAGAAGUUGGAUGGAAUGCCAAACCAACCAACAAACAAACAAAUAAUCACAUCCUGAAAUAUGCUGUUUGUUUUUUUGCUGAAGCUUGCGGAAGGACAACGUUGUUACACUGUUUAGAUUUGGUCUGUUACAAAAGCACUGAUACAAAUUUGAGUCUGAAAAGACUAUCCACACACCAUUGAACCAAAGUCCUUGUUUGAUUCAAACAGGCAGUAUCACCAUCAGCACUAAGUUCAAGCUGUGUUUGGUACCAUGUGCAUGGGUGAUGCAGCGUAUAAUUACAUCUUCUUAGCCAGCCCAGAAUGAGAACUGCAGAUGUGCAAACGUACAUUAACCCUUUAGAGACAGCACCGUCCUGAAAACCCUGCAGGUCUCAGCACCAGCAUGGAGCGAGAGCAAGUCAACAUGUGCCAAAGCUGACCUGUCACUAGAAUGCCAUUGAAGUAAGUCAUUUGAAGUUCUUUGCUGAUUCUCGCUGUGAUUGGGUUGUGAUGGGGAAUGCGGGCCCCAGUCACACAGGGCUGUACUCCAGGCAUUGAGUGAGGAGACAGGCCACAUGUGUUGGUGUCUGUCAGCACAGCAAGCUGAAGCUCCCCAGCAUCCUCAUCAUAACCUGUAGUGCUGGCAGACAAGGCCCUACACCUUGUAAUAAUGCGAUUGCUCCUCCCCAUUCCCACUCCAACCCAGGCACUGUGAGAGAUACCUGUUGGAUCAAAGCAGCAGCUGGGAACACCUGGCAGGUCUUUUGUGAACAUUUUGGGGUGAAGGGUAAUUUCUUCAAAAGCAAAACCUGGGAAUGACAAAGGUGUGGGUGUCAGGGGGCUUGCAGGAAUUGAGUAAAAUUCACAUUUCGGAAGGCAGUGUUGAUUGCAGUUUUGUGAAAACUCUUGAGAUGUGUUUUAAAUCCUUGAAUGAACUCCAUGCACUCUUGUGCAACAUGAAGACCCGAGUCAAUGCUGUGUCUCUUUGAUCUUGGAAAGGUUCAACAUGCUGCUUCUUUUGGGUUUUUGGUUGAUAAUGAUUCAGUCGUUGCAGAUAAUAUUCAUCAACCCGUUCAGAUCUAACAUAGCUCUGGAGCUAGGGGUAAUGAAUCUGGGCAUCCUCCCUCAGAGGUCGGGCCACAGCCACUGCAUUGCAAGAGAUCUCGUCAUUCCUUAUCGCAUCACAAUUCCUGUUUAGGAUGUUUUACUGCACCCACUUGGACAGGUUCAAUUGGGUUCAAAUGAUUCAGCUGCAAAUUUAACACAAGAACCUAAUGUGUGCUCAGGAUAUUGAGAAUGACGUGCUGGAUGGUAGUUUGGGGGAGUCAAGAUGACAAAUUGAGAGCGAGCUUUCUGCAGGAGUUGGGGAUUGUCCCAUCAAGGUGCCUUGUAAUCUCUCAUUUCUGAGAGGAAACGUGGACAGCAGUGGUGAACAAUACAGCCUGUGUUCUGCUGAAGGUGCAGAGCUGUGUUUGGGCAUUUCCUGGUGCACUGUUGCUGGAGACUGCAGCCAGCUCGCUGGCUUGCUGACAUUGUAUGCAUUUCACACCUCUGAGUGGUGACCUAGUCCAAGUUACUCCCUCCUCCAGGUAGGCCAAACAAAAACCCACCAGAGCAGCUUUUGCUCUGGUCCUGGAUAUGAAUCUCUUGCUGUCUUUGCUGAUAUGUCUGAAGCCAGUGAAUCAUGAGCAUGAUCAGUUUCCCUGUGCUUUAUUCAGUCUGGCAGCAAUAUGCUACAACCUCCACUUCAUGUCUUUUUGCUCUAUGUUACUUUGAUUGGCAGAAACUCGUACUUGUGCAAUCUCCUUUCAAAAAGUAAAUUUACCCAAAAAUAAAAUCAAAGCUGCAGUGAGCUCACCCAAAUGAUUUGUGAAUUUCUCGAUGAGCUACCAGCUUAAAUCAAAAUGGUCCGGCAAAACAAACUCCAUUUUUAGGAAGCCCCAAUUGAUAUGGGAUGUGGGCUUGCUGACCCAUCCCAAAUUCGCUUUGCUCGGAGUGACAGGCUUGGCCCAUUUCAGUGGGCAGUUGAAAGUUAGCCACAUUGUGGGUCUGGAGCAAGGAUAUCAUUGGACAGGAAUGCACCAGCUGGAUUUUUUAAUAACAGUUGAUAGUGGUUUCAAAAAGAAAGCAUCAACUGCCUGCAAUUCCAGAAUGAUCAAUUUAAUUCCACCAGAUGGUGUAAAGGGAUGAGUGUUCGCUCAGGCCUCAGGAUUAGUUAUGAAAUUGUCUCCUCUCUUCAAUCAAUUAGUGAUUUAAAGUUAAGACCAGCUAUUGGUCACCAGCAAUGUCCAGAGAGCAGGUGGACCAUAAUGCACACUUAACUAUUGCAAUGGCAGUUCCUGAUGUCCAAACCAGAGAGAGGUGAGUUUGGUGUCAAGUGCAGGAAGCCAGGACUGCCAGAGGAGGACAGUACAGCAGAAUGUGCUGUCAGACCUAACCAAGAGACUUACUGUGACGGCUUUACUUUCAAAACACAACCUACACUUUGGGUUUGAUUUGUGAGUUCCAGCCCAAAAGAAGCAGAUUCCAAGGUUCAACAUUUCCAACGUCAAACUGAAAUCGUGUUGAAAGCUUUCAGAGGCCAAAGCACAGCAUUAAUUCGGAACCAGUUACGUUGCAGAAUAGACUCACAGAUGUGUUUAUUUCAGUAAAGUGGUUGAGUAAAUCCUUAAUAAGUGCUUCAACAUGUGUGUCUGUCUGUGUGAAGUAUGAACUAUCCAAUUGAAGUGAUACCUGCUGUCAUGUGUUAUUGUAUAUGGGCCUGUUUUUAAUUCAACAUCAACUUUAAUGUGUGUGCGUGCGCACACGCAUACGUGUCUAAAUAUAUAUAUGAUGGUGUUAAAGACUACACAAUAUUUAUGUAUGUUGCAAAUAAAAAGAAUCAAGUAAAAAUGA
Molecule: messenger RNA, 7446 nt
Organism: Chiloscyllium plagiosum (whitespotted bambooshark)
Lineage: Eukaryota; Metazoa; Chordata; Chondrichthyes; Orectolobiformes; Hemiscylliidae
Source: RefSeq, a predicted model, not a curated record